AUGCCAGCCCGGACGAAAUUCACCCCCGAACUCCUAGUCACCGCUCCAAGAACCUCGGAAGCAGUCCCGAAUGAUAACGGAAAAUUCGCGCUCUACACCGUUUCGACGUACGAUCUCGCAACACACACCAGCUCUACAGAUGUCAACAUACUUGACCUGGGAACAGGAAAGUCGAUUCGAUACAGCAACAACCCCAAGGAAAGUUCGUUCCGUUGGCUGCGGGGAUCGUCCCUGCUGUGGGAGAGGGAGGGCGAGAAGAGCAAGGAUACAGAGCUGUGGAUUGGCGAUGCUGAUAGCACUAUACGACCCCAUCUCGCCGGUUCCAUCAACGCGAAGUUGAAGGAUGUCAGAACUAAAGUCUUGGACAACGGGGACAUUGCCCUUGUCUUCACCGCGCCGGCGGAUGCCGAUCAGAACCUAUAUAACACAGCAAAGACCGAGAAACCGCCGACGACUGCGCGUGAAUGGGCGCAUAGUCGUCCCAGAAGCUGGGAUACCUAUGUCGACCAGUAUCGCUCGGUCAUUUGGUUCACGGUGCUGAAACUCAAUGGCGAGACCAAGAGAUGGCAGCUGUCUCCGGCUGGCCCAAUAAAUGCGCUGCGAGAUACCGGGCUGGCGGUGCCCCUCUAUGCCGACUCGUCCAGCUCCGCGGAGAUGAGCAUCUCGACAUACGGGAUUCUCUUCGCCACAAGCGAACCCGGAAACACAGAAUGGAUCGAAACGCAGCGGUCGCUGUAUUUUAUCCCAUUGUCGACGUUCGAGGAGACUGAACUGCCGCCCCUAAGAAAGAUUGGUGUUCCAGGUCAUGCCAACGUGGUUUCGACCCCGACCUUCGCGCCCAAGGGCCCGCUUGCUGCGUUUCUUGUGGACCAGGACCGCGAGGAGUGGUCGCAUAAGACAAUAGGUCUCGUGGACGUCGACACUAUGAGCAUUGUCCUCCUUCUGCGGACGGUCAAUCUUGCGGACAGGAGUCAGUGGGACGUCUUCCCGGACGCGAUUUUGUGGGCGAACGAUGGCACCAAUUUGUAUCUGACGGCCAACUCUCAAGCUCGGGCUCGGGUGUACCAGGUGGGUGUUCCGCCAUUUUCCCAGGAGAAGCGUCAAACUGUCAUCCCCAAGGAGCUAAGCAUCUCCGGCUCGGUGUCCGCACUGUAUCGUCUCAGCGAAAUCGACACCGAGACCCGCCUACUGGCCACGUCCUCGUCGUUCAUUGACCAGGGGCUAUUCUCAAUCGUCACGCCCCUGACCAGCAACGAUGACCAAUCUGAAAACAGCCAGGUUAUCUACACUUCCUCUAACCACGGCGCCUACUUCGGCAUCUCCUCUAAGCAAGUCGAAUCCAUCACCUACCCCGGCGGACCUGACGGCGAGACCCCCGUGCAAUGUUGGAUCCUGAAGCCCUCCGAGUACGACCCGACCUCCGUCAUCAAGCACCCGUUGUUCAUCCUCAUGCACGGCGGCCCCAGCUCCGCCAUGAAAGACGCGUGGACCUGGCGGUGGAAUGCGGCUCUCGUGGCAGAACAGGGGUACAUCGUUGCGAUCCCCAACUUCACAGGCUCGGAUUCUUUCGGGCGGGAAUUCACGCGCGCGGUCUCGCGCCAAUGGGGCGGCCACCCCUACCAUGACAUCGAGCGCUGCUUCCGCUGGGUUGAAGACAACCUGUCCACCAAAUGCGACACCGACCGGGCCGUGGCCGCUGGCGCCAGCUACGGCGGCUACAUGGCCCUGUGGGUGGCGGGUCAGCCGCUGGCCAAGAGGCUGAUGGCAAUCGUGUGCCACGACGGGGUUUUCGAUGUGGUCGCCGAGCUGCUUGGGGACGACCUCGCGCAGAAGGAGGAGCUCACCCGCUCGUUCGGGUCGCCCUACUUCACCGAUGCACCCUCGGCGGAUGGAGACCCACCCAGCGCAAAGGAAUUCUGGCGGAAGUGGAAUCCCGUCGAGUAUCUCACGAAUUGGUCGACGCCCAUGCUCAUUAUCCACUCCGAUAAGGAUUUUCGGUGCCCCAGUACAGCGGGCUGGGCGGCGUAUGCCGCGUGCCGAUUGAAGGGGAUUGAGACUCGGCUGCUGAAUUUCCCGGAUGAGAAUCAUUUUGUCCUCAGUCGGGAGAAUAGUCUGGUCUGGUGGAAUACUGUCAUUGCGUGGUGUAACAAGUUCGUGGGAAUUUCAGGUGGGCCGAAGCUGGAGCCGGCGCGUAGUGAGCCCCGGUGGCUGCGAGAAUCGAAGACGGGGAGGAUUGUCAAUGUCUAG
Molecule: messenger RNA, 2247 nt
Organism: Aspergillus aculeatus ATCC 16872
Lineage: Eukaryota; Fungi; Ascomycota; Eurotiomycetes; Eurotiales; Aspergillaceae
Exons: 3
Coding region: 1-2247 (748 amino acids)
Biological process (GO): proteolysis
Molecular function (GO): serine-type endopeptidase activity
Source: RefSeq, a predicted model, not a curated record